Messenger RNA from Lepus europaeus (European hare), 1436 nucleotides. It is a transcript of the gene MVD, whose product is annotated as mevalonate diphosphate decarboxylase. The coding region runs from base 35 to 1237 and encodes 400 amino acids. Gene Ontology annotation, cellular component: cytosol. The record is from RefSeq and is a predicted model, not a curated record. Gene Ontology annotation, molecular function: ATP binding; diphosphomevalonate decarboxylase activity. Gene Ontology annotation, biological process: isoprenoid biosynthetic process; isopentenyl diphosphate biosynthetic process, mevalonate pathway. The transcript has 10 exons. Lineage: Eukaryota; Metazoa; Chordata; Mammalia; Lagomorpha; Leporidae.
GGGCGUGGGGCUGGGGGCGCUGGGCUGCGUGGUCAUGGCUUCGGGGAAGCCGCUGGCGGCCGUCACUUGCACGGCCCCGGUCAACAUCGCGGUCAUCAAGUACUGGGGCAAGCGGGAUGAGGAGCUGGUGCUGCCCAUCAACUCGUCUCUGAGCGUCACCCUGCACCAGGAGCAGCUGAGAACCACCACUACCGCCGCCGUCAGCCCGGACUUCACCGAGGACCGCAUCUGGCUGAACGGCCGGGAGGAGGACGUGGGGCAGCCGCGCCUGCAGGCCUGCCUGCGGGAGAUCCGCCGCCUGGCCCGGGAGCGGAGGCGCACACAGGACGGGGACGCGCUGGCGCCAAGCCCCAGCUACAAGGUGCACAUCGCCUCAGUGAACAACUUCCCCACCGCCGCGGGCCUGGCCUCCUCGGCCGCCGGCUACGCCUGCCUAGCCUACACCCUGGCCCAGGUCUACGGGGUGGACAGCGACCUCUCGGAGGUGGCCCGCAGGGGCUCGGGCAGCGCCUGCCGGAGCCUGCACGGGGGCUUCGUGGAGUGGCAGAUGGGAGUGCAGGCUGACGGCACGGACAGCGUGGCCCGGCCCGUGGCACCCGAGUCGCACUGGCCGGAGCUCCGCGUCCUCAUCCUGGUGGUGAGCGCGGAAAAGAAGCUGACGGGCAGCACGGUGGGCAUGCAGACCAGCGUGGAGACCAGCGCCCUGCUCAAGUUCCGGGCCGAGGCAGUGGUGCCGGCGCGCAUGCGGGAGAUGACCCGGUGCAUCCAGGAGCGGGACUUCCAGGGCUUCGGCCAGCUGACCAUGAGGGACAGCAACCAGUUCCACGCCACCUGCCUGGACACCUUCCCGCCCAUCUUCUACCUCAACGACACCUCCAGGCGCAUCAUCCACCUGGUGCACUGCUUCAACGCCCACCACGGGCAGACCAAGGUGGCGUACACGUUUGAUGCUGGCCCCAACGCCGUGGUCUUCACACUGGAGGACACCGUGGCCGAGUUUGUGGCUGCCGUGAGGCACAGCUUUCCCCCCGAGUCAAACGGCGACAAGUUCGUGCAGGGCCUGCAGGUGGCGCCUGCACUUCUCCCAGACGACCUCAAGGCGGCGCUGGCCCUGGAGCCCACGCCUGGCGGCGUCAAGUACAUCAUCUCCACCCAGGUGGGGCCGGGGCCUCAGGUCCUGCGGGACCCCCAAGCGCACCUCCUGGGCCCCGACGGCCUGCCGAGGCCCGCCGCGUGACCCCCUCAGCGUGACGCCGCGUGACCGGACCCCCUGCAGCUGCGUGGCAUCUGGGGGGGGGGGCCGGGGCUGCCCCUCACGCCGCAGCACCGCUCCUGCUGGGCCUGCAGCCCGGCCCUGGACGCUGGCCCGGUGCAGGUGGACUGGCCCUUCCCCAGCCGGCGGAGCUGCGUGACCGCCGCGGAAUAAAGCCAGCAUC